Acanthochromis polyacanthus (spiny chromis) is the source of this 3531-nucleotide messenger RNA. It is a transcript of the gene ints5, whose product is annotated as integrator complex subunit 5. The transcript has 4 exons. NCBI's taxonomy places the organism in Eukaryota, Metazoa, Chordata, Actinopteri, Pomacentridae. The record is from RefSeq and is a predicted model, not a curated record. The coding region runs from base 160 to 3201 and encodes 1013 amino acids. Gene Ontology annotation, cellular component: integrator complex. Gene Ontology annotation, biological process: snRNA 3'-end processing.
UUCCUUUUCUAAAACGGCGAAGAAGUCGCACCUUCCGCCUUUAGAGCGCCCUUUGGUUGUAUUUUGUCCUGAAAUUUGACAGAGAAAAUAACAAAAAGCUCUCAUAAUCGCUCACGUCGAAGCUCCAUAGCCUAGAGGUGGGUUUGAUGUGACGCUUUAAUGUUAAACGACCAAGCGAUGUCUGUGGUUUUUGACGGGAGUCCGCUGAAAGCGAUGCAGAGCCACAGUCACACAGCACAGACUGCUCUGAGCACCCAGGAACUGUCUCAGGAGAUCAAGUCUUUCAUCAGUGGCGUUGACACAGUCCAAGGCCGGAAGCUCAGUGUUCGAGAACACGCCCGCUGCGCGGUGCGGCUGCUACGCUCAGUCCCGGCGUGUCGAGGUGCAGUACUGGAGCAUCUGAGGGGCGUGUACGAUGAACAUGUAUCUGCCUUUCUGCACAACCUGGAGACAGAGGGUAAUGCCAGCUCUGGAGUGAGCUCCAACCUGGAGGACAUCAUACAGGAGGUUCAUGGUGUGCUGUCAGAGUUUAUCCGUCUGAACCCCAGAGCCUGGGCCCCUCUGGUGUCCACCUGGGCUGUGGACUUACUGGGUCAACUGAGCAGCAAACAUGCCGGCCGCAGGGUGGCCCCCCAUUCCUCCAGCCUCAAUGAGCUGCUCCAGCUCUGGAUGUCUUGUGCUGCCACUCGGUCCCUCAUGGAGGCUUACUCCCAGUGUUUGGCAGCAAUGCUGGCCUGGUGUCCUGAUGCCUGUGUGGAUGCGCUGCUGGAUACUUCAGUUCAACACUCGCCGCAUUUCGACUGGGUGGUGGCUCACAUUGGGUCUGCCUUCCCGGGUACGAUCAUCAGCAGAGUGCUGGCUUGUGGACUGAAGGACUUCUGCUCUCAUGGUGCUAAGGACCAAGGGCUACUAGUGAUGGGAGUGGACAAAGGCAACAGAGUGCCCAAGAUUGGAUCAGUGGUGGGAAUCCUUGGACAUCUUGCAGCACACCACUCAGACAGCAUCCGGAAGGAGCUGCUCAGAAUGUUCCAGGAGAGUCUGAGCCCGUCAAGCCCUCUGUCUCCCACUUCAUCCUCAACAUCCUGGGAGAGUUCACCUCAGCUUCGUCGUGCUGCAGUACCAUUUCUGCUGCAGCUGGCUGCGAUGUCCCCAAACCUCUUUGGCGCUGUGUCUGCAGAGCUGGUGGAGCUGUUGCGGCCUCCAGUCCUGCUCCAGCUGCAGGCUCUGCUGCAGGGCCUCCCCAGAGAGGAACUGGAUAACAUGCUGGGGUUAGCUGUCCACCUCAUUAGCCAGAGCCCAUCAGGAGGAGCCCGGGUCCUCAGGUUUCUGGCAGACACAGCGACCCCAGCUUCAGUCAUCAUCUCUGGCCCAACCCCGUCACCGAACGAAGGAGUCAGAGAAGGUUGUGACCGCCUACUCCAGAUGCUGCUCCUGCAUCUCCACAAAUUAGUUUUCAAUCGCUCUGAUGGAGCUGAAGUGAACGCCCAUCACUCAGCUCCCUCUCAGCCUCAGAGGGUCAUCCCCUUCCUGGAGGAGCUGCAGUCUCAUGUAGCUCAGCUGUGUGCUGAGACACUGCGACUGGAGAGGAAGCGUCACCUCUGGCUGCACCAGCUGCUGUGUCUGCUGUCAGUGUAUGGGGGUCCCAGCAUUGCCACUGAGGCCCUCUGCCAGCUCCUCACACAGGCCCGCAACCCAGAGGAGUUGGCUCUGGCCUGGCAGCUUCACACCACGCUCUCCUCCUGCAUGGCAGGUCUCAUUCCUGCCGCUGUAGCCCGCUGUGUGGCCCAGAUCCAUACGCACACUCUGGGACCCCGACAACUGAGGCAGCUGCUGCUUAACCUGGCAGCAGCCAUCCAGAGUCAGGAUGAGGAGAGAAGAGGAGCAGCAGGUGCUCAGUCCUCCAUGGCCAUCCAGGUGGGCUCAGCAGUGUCAGGACACCUCCAUGACUUUGGGCCGCUCCUUCUCCAUGGAGACCCGGCUGUGUCUCACGCUGCAGUGCGCCUCCUGUCCUGCAGCCCGUUGCCUCGCACCUCCUCCCCAGCACACUUGCUCCUGCUGUCCCGUGCUGCUGUUACUUACUUCUUUCUGGCACUGAGGAGGAGAGGAGAGGCGGGGAAGGUGGGUAGAGACGGAGGGCAGGCAGGCGAGGCUGUGAACUGCUCAGUCCUGCUUCUGUCUCGUUUUGCAGCGUACUCUCCUCUUACUCUGAAGGCUGUACUCCAGCAGCUGGUUGAGGGAGCUUUGCAUAAAGGCAAUGCCGACCUGUUUGGAGGACAGAUUGCAGACAUGUCUGGUGCCCCUGUGCUUUCUCCAUCUGUGGCCCCUGACUUGGGAGCGUCUUUGCUGGAUAUCAACUGUCGGUUUGGAACCACGGUUAAUUUUUCUGGUAGUGUGUGGUCUGUGUUUCAUGCAGGGGUGAUUGGUAAGGGACUGAAGGUUCGUGGUGCCACACAGCUGCCUGAUCCAUCUGGGGUCAUUCAGAACAUCCAGACCUUACUGGCUGUUGUAGUCCAAUGCUGCAGCUCCUCUGGUCUCAACGGCUCCAUCAAUAGCUCACGAUCGCCGUCUGACCCCGACGAGCCGCCGCCCAUCAACGCAGAGGCAGCCAAGGUUGUUGCAGUCACGCUGGUGGAAAACGUCUGUCCAGAUGUGGCCAAUGGGGAGCUCUCCUGGCCCCCAGAGGAACACGCCCGCACCACAGUGGAGCGAGACAUCCACAUUCGACGUUGCUUCGAGGCCCAUCCAGUGCUCUUCCCUCUUCUUCAGGUGGUGGCAGCCGGACGCCCAGCUCUCUGCUACUGCUCUGCUGUGCUCAGAGGCCUCCUGGCCACUCUGCUGGCCCACUGGGAGGCGUCCCGUGAGGUGUCGUCCACAGACUCCCCGUGGCACCUCCAGGCCUCCUGCCUUCUGGUGUCCUGCAUGGGAGAAGGUCAACUCCUGCCCCCUGUGCUGGCCAAUGUCCACGAAGCCUUCCCCCACCUGACUCCCUUCGAGGUGAGGCUGCUGCUCCUGGCUGUGUGGGAGUACGUGAGGGGCAAUGGACCCAUGCCCCAGAAGUUUGUCUUCAGCUCAGAGAAGGGGCUCUUCUGCAGGGAUUUCUCACGGGACGGUGACGUGGCAAGAUACGUGGCACCGAUUCACAGUGUCCUCCAUAAAAACAUCGACAGACUGGGACACCUGUGCUGGCGCUUCCAGCUCUGAGCAGUAGUGUCAGGCGAAGUGUGAAGAGCAGGUGACGAGCAAGAAAUGCAGACUGCAAAACAGAGAGAAUGCCGUGUUACAUCGCUCCAAGAGAGGACUGCAAAAGGCUGUCGCUAUAGUUCAGUUUCAUACAAGUAGAGCUGUGUGCAUGUGUAUGUGUAUACAUUUUGUACCGUAUUUUUAGACUUGAUACGUUUCUAUCUAGUUUCUGUGAGAAAGACAAGAAAAGGGCACACAUGUAAAAUAUGUUAAUACAGAACUGGCUCUACACAAAAUGGAGCCUCAAUGUGCCAUUUUUGGUUGGAAAAUACAAGUCGACUUUGCUUUGAA